This is a messenger RNA of Brenthis ino (lesser marbled fritillary), 4689 nucleotides long. The record is from the annotation of a GenBank genome assembly. NCBI's taxonomy places the organism in Eukaryota, Metazoa, Arthropoda, Insecta, Lepidoptera, Nymphalidae.
AUGGCGGAGCAAACACAGGUAACUGGCGCUACGACACCUGACGCAGAAGCACCCGACACCGGCCAGACAACCCAGCCACAGCCAAAGAAACAGACGAGAGUGCGAGGCAAGCCCCAACCAGAGAGACCUAAGAGAAGUCUAUUAUGUCUAACUUUGAAGAAUCCACUAAGAAAGCUUUGUUACGAUAUAGUGGAAUGGAAACCAUUCGAGUACAUGAUAUUAACGACUAUAUUCGCAAACUGUAUAGCGCUAGCGGUCUUCACUCCAUACCCAGCGGGGGACACUAACAACACAAACCAAAUAUUGGAAAAAGUAGAAUGGAUAUUCAUGGCGAUAUUCACAGGGGAGUGUGUUAUGAAGAUUAUCGCGUAUGGGUUUCUAUUUCAUCCUGGCGCCUAUCUCAGGAACACGUGGAACAGUCUUGACUUCACGAUAGUCACUAUUGGAAUAGUCAGUCAAAUUCUUCAGUUCAUCUCCAAAGAUCUGUUCGACGUGAAAGCUCUGAGAGCGUUCAGAGUGCUACGACCUCUACGACUGGUCUCCGGAGUGCCAAGUCUCCAAAUCGUAUUGAACUCAAUACUAAAAGCCAUGGUGCCGUUAUUCCAUAUAGCGUUUCUGGUACUUUUCGUGAUCAUCAUAUACGCUAUCAUAGGCUUGGAACUGUUUUCUGGAGUGCUGCAUGAUACGUGUUUUAAAAAUGGCACCAAUGACAUGAUAAACGAUCCAAAACCAUGUUCCCGAGACGCUGAUAUAGGCAACCAGUGCGAAAAGGGUUUCGUAUGUAAGGACUAUUGGGAGGGUCCCAAUUAUGGUAUCACCAACUUUGAUAACAUCGGCUACGCCAUGCUCACAGUGUUCCAGUGCAUCACUUUGGAAGGGUGGACGGAUAUCAUGUAUGCUAUAGCCGACGUAAAAGGUAACACGUGGGUGUGGAUUUACUUCGUGACGCUGGUUAUAUUUGGAAACUUUUUCGUCAUGAACCUCAUUCUUGGUGUGUUGUCCGGAGAGUUCUCCAAAGAAAGAGAAAAAGCAAAGAAUCGUGGUGAUUUUCAAAAGUCAAGGGAGAGGCAACAGUUUGAAGAAGAUCUCAAAGGUUAUCUCAACUGGAUCACAGUUGCUGAGGAGUUGGACCUAGAGAACGAUCAGGGACAGAAGGAGGAAGACCAGGAUGAUCAGGGUAACAAAAAAGAGAGACGGAGCAAUGACGAGACACAAAACAACAACAAUGCUAACGGAGAGCCGCCGCAGACCACCACCUGCAAAGUGUACUGUAGACGAUUUGAUAAAAUAAACCGGCGCAUGCGCAGAGCUUGCAGGAAAGCCGUCAAAUCCCAAGCAUGCUAUUGGGCGAUUAUCGUACUCGUCUUUCUCAAUACAUUGGUGUUAGCGACGGAGCAUUAUGAUCAAGACCCCUGGUUAGAUCGUUUCCAGAAUCACGCAAAUAAUUUGUUCGUUGUAUUGUUUACUAUGGAGAUGUUGGUGAAGAUGUACGCCUUGGGAUUCCAGGGCUACUUCGUGUCUCUAUUCAACCGUUUCGACUGCUUCGUGAUGGUGUGCUCCAUCGUGGAGCUCGCGCUCACACUCAGCGACACCAUCCCACAGCUGGGCAUCUCCGUGCUGCGCUGCGUGCGCUUGCUCAGAGUGUUCAAAGUCACAAAAUACUGGCGCUCUCUCUCCAACCUAGUCGCCUCUCUACUCAACUCCAUCCAGUCAAUCUUCUCUCUCCUUCUCCUGCUGUUUCUUUUCAUCAUGAUCUUCGCACUGCUCGGCAUGCAGGUGUUCGGCGGAAGAUUCGACUACGCACACGAGAUAGAGAAAGAGAGACACAACUUUGACUCUUUCUGGCAAGCUGUAUUGACUAUGUUUCAGAUAUUAACAGGCGAGGACUGGAACGUGGUGAUGUACCACGGCAUCAACGCGUACGGCGGCGUGGGAAGCCCCGGCAUGCUCGCCUCCUUGUACUUCAUCGUUAUUUUUAUAUGUGGUAACUAUAUUUUACUAAACGUGUUCUUGGCCAUCGCGGUGGACAACCUCGGCGACGCGGAGGACAUGGAUGCGGAGAUUACUAAAGAGAAAGAGGAGGCGGAAAACGCUGAAGCUGGCAACCCACAGCUGGAUGAAGAGCGGGGAGAAACAGACGAUGAAUAUGCGAAUGAAGAAGAAGGGUAUUCUAGCGAAGGGUCAGAACAUGAAUAUGAAGAAACAGGAUCUGAAGAAGAAGUGGAAGCUGAACAAGAUGAGGCUGACAACGUGAAUAAUGCUCUAGUACCUGAGGAUAAGAAACAAAAUGGUGAUAUCAAAAAAGAACCAUCACCACCAAAACGACAGCCAACAAUAUCAGCGAGACCGCGACGAUUAUCUGAAGUAGAGAUCAAAAGUCAGGAAAAGCCCAUACCAGAUGGCAGCAGCUUCUUUGUAUUUUCCAAAACUAAUUGGUUCCGAGUAACAUGUUACAAGACACAGAACAACUCCUGGUUCAAGAACAUGAUCCUGCUCUGCAUCCUGGCGUCGUCGCUCAUGCUGGCGAUGGAGGACCCAGUUGGGGGGAAGGGCAGUGAGGCCUGGAGUGAGACCCUCCGUAAAAUCGAUUACUUCUUCACAGCAAUGUUCACUAUCGAGCUGCUCUUAAAGCUCAUUACUUACGGCUUCAUUUUGCACAAAGACGCAUUCUGCAGAUCUGCCUUUAACUUACUAGAUUUACUUGUGGUCAUCGUCUCUCUUAUAUCGGCUAGUGGAUCUAGUAACGUGUCUUUCAUAAAAAUUUUGAGAGUAUUCAGAGUGUUGAGGCCUCUCAGAGCUAUCAACCGAGCGAAGGGACUCAAGCACGUAGUUCAGUGCGUGAUCGUUGCUAUUAAAACGAUAGGCAACAUUUUAUUGGUGACAAAUCUACUACAAUUCAUGUUUGCGGUUAUGGGGGUGCAAAUGUUCAAGGGCAAAUUCUAUAGAUGCACAGAUAUUACGAAGAUGACAAGUGUGGAAUGCCAAGGAUCAUAUCUAGUGUAUGAAAAUGGAGAAUUAGAGAUAAAAGACCGAGAGUGGGUAAAGAACAAGUUCAAUUUCGACAACGUCCUCAGCGGCAUGCUGACGCUAUUCACUGUUUCCACUUUUGAGGGAUGGCCGGGGUUAUUAUCUGUCUCCAUGGAUUCAAAUAAAGAGAGACACGGCCCCGUAGAGAAUUCCAGACCACUUGUUGCAUUUUUCUAUAUAAGUUACAUUAUUGUUAUAGCGUUCUUUAUGGUAAAUAUUUUCGUAGGUUUUGUCAUAGUUACGUUCCAGAAGGAAGGAGAACAAGAGUUUAAAGACUGUGAACUUGACAAGAAUCAAAGAAACUGUAUUGAAUUUGCAUUAAAAGCAAAACCAGUUAGAAGAUACAUUCCAAAGCGUCGCAUCCAGUACAAGACGUGGUGGUUCGUGACGUCACAACGCUUCGAGUAUGUCAUAUUCUUCUUCAUAGUCCUUAACACUGUGGCCCUCAUGAUGAAGUAUCAUGAUGCUAAAUAUGAAUAUAAGAGGGCUCUAGAUUAUCUAAAUAUGUUGCUAACAACAGUGUUUAUGUUGGAAUUCGUGUUCAAACUUGCUGCGUUCAGAUUUAAGAACUAUUUCGGAGACGCUUGGAACACUACAGACUUCAUCCUUGUAGUUGGUAGUAUUAUAGAUAUAGUUGUGACCCAGGUUAAUGAGAACAAACCAAUAGAUACUAUGGAGUACCCAAUCAAGAUAUCACCAGAACAGCAUAAAGAGAGCUCUUCAAACCUUUUAAAAUACAUAACAUUCUUCCGUCUCUUCCGAGCGAUGCGUCUCAUCAAGCUGCUGUCCCGUGGCGAGCGGAUACGGACUUUGCUUUGGACUUUCAUAAAGUCCUUCCAAGCUUUACCAUAUGUGGCCUUGCUCAUUGUUCUACUGUUCUUCAUCUACGCUGUGGUUGGGAUGCAGCUAUUUGGUAGAAUACGGGAAGAUGACGAGAUUAUAACGCCAAACAAUAACUUCCAAACGUUCGGCGGCGCCUUGAUGGUUUUGUUUAGAUCAGCUACGGGAGAAGCUUGGCAAGAGAUAAUGAUGGCACUCUCCCCCAACGACGACGAGCACCCCGGCGAGCCCGUCGGCUGCAUCAACCCCGCCGACGGCGAGGAGUCCUGCGGCUCCAGGCUUGCCUUCCCUUAUUUUAUAUCUUUUUCCCUACUUUGCACGUUUUUGAUCAUCAACCUCUUCGUGGCAGUCAUUAUGGAUAACUUCGAUUACCUGACUCGGGAUUGGUCCAUUCUUGGGCCGCAUCAUUUGGAUGAAUUUGUGAGGUUAUGGAGUGAAUACGAUCCAGAUGCGAAAGGCAGGAUUAAACACCUGGAUGUUGUUACGUUGCUAAGGAAGAUAAGUCCACCGUUAGGUUUUGGUAAACUCUGUCCUCAUCGUACCGCGUGUAAGCGUCUCGUCUCCAUGAACAUGCCGCUCAACUCUGAUGGAACAGUUAACUUUAACGCGACGCUAUUUGCCGUUGUUAGAACGCAAUUACAGAUUAAAACUUCAGGAGUGAUCGACGAAUGCAACACAGAACUGCGAGCCAUCAUCAAGAAGGUGUGGAAGCGCACGUCGCCCAAGCUGCUGGACCAGGUGGUGCCGCCGCCCGGCGACCCCAACGAGAUCACCGUCGGCAAGUUCUACGCCACCUUCCUCAUACAGGACUACUUCAGGAGG